CACACACUGGCACCGGCUGCCGUCCUCUCACCUCCUCUUCUCUCAGCCCAGAGCAGGAGUGCGCGGGCUACCCCUCCGCCGUUGCCCAACCUCACCGUUCACCGUCAUGAACUCUACCGCGGCACCCACACUCUCCAUGCUCAGCCAGGCGCAGGUACACUACCUCUCUACGAACCGACCAUUCUACUACAGCCCCCAUGCUCACCUCUUCGACUGGUGCCCGGACCACAUGCUCGCGCUUGCAGCCCCUGUCAUUGCUUACUGGGUCUCCUCCGUCUUCUUCCACAUCCUCGACAUUUCCGAGUGGAAAUGGCUCGACAAGUAUCGUAUCCACGAGUCAGCCGAGGUCAAGUCUCGCAAUCUUGUCACCCGCAGCGAGGUCAUUCGCGCCGUGGUCCUCCAGCAGAUCGUGCAGACCGAGAAGCCAUCGGGUGCGUUGGUAGACCAUGUCGGUGCCAUCUUGCGUCUGGAGCCCACGCUCGCGCGCAUCCUCACCUGGACAUUGGGUGAGAAAUGGGCGCACGGCUCUCGACCACGACGGCGCGCAGCUGCUCUACGAGCGUAUUGGUGGGCCAACCCAGUCGCCAGGUUCUUCUUCGGCAUGUUCCUAAUCGACACAUGGCAGUACUUUCUCCACCGCGCGAUGCACGUGAACCGCUGGCUCUAUAAGCAGUUCCACUCCGUGCACCACCGACUGUACGUCCCCUACGCGUUCGGCGCGCUGUACAACCACCCUAAUGUAGCUGGCAUGACGACGCGCGAGGCCGCGCUGCUCUUCCUCAUAUCGAGCCUGAAGACCGUGGACGACCAUUGCGGGUACAGCUUGCCCUUCGACCCGUUGCAGCUCCUCACGAGCAACAACGCAGACUAUCAUGACAUUCAUCAUCAGGUCAUCGGUAUCAAAUCGAAUUUCGCUCAGCCGUUCUUUGUUCACUGGGACUACUUCCUUGGCACGAGGAUGACCCGCCAAGACAUCGAGCAACGUCGCCAGAAACAGAAGAAGGCAUCGUAGGCGCACAAGCUACGUCAUGCGGCUGCUACGACUUCCUUUCGGUUCAUGACUGUAGUAAUUAGUUUGUAUUCGUAUCUCACCUUAGUCUACUUCCACGGUCUAUAGCCUUCGCACUAGUUACGUAGUUAUUCCAUCACGAUUUGUUUAUAUUGUGUCUUGGAUAUUCACCCCUCAUUACGUUGUAGAGACGGCACCGUGUUGAUGACUCCUCAUGUUCUAGUACGAUAGAUUAAACAUGACGGUUGUCAAUGCGCCCAGACGAUGAAAAUGAUGAGUACGAGCAGCG
Molecule: messenger RNA, 1298 nt
Organism: Fomitopsis serialis
Lineage: Eukaryota; Fungi; Basidiomycota; Agaricomycetes; Polyporales; Fomitopsidaceae
Product: sphingosine hydroxylase
Exons: 5
Coding region: 107-1012 (301 amino acids)
Biological process (GO): lipid biosynthetic process
Molecular function (GO): oxidoreductase activity; iron ion binding
Source: RefSeq, a predicted model, not a curated record